This is a messenger RNA of Acyrthosiphon pisum (pea aphid), 2899 nucleotides long. RefSeq names its product E3 SUMO-protein ligase PIAS2-like. The record is from RefSeq and is a predicted model, not a curated record. Gene Ontology annotation, biological process: regulation of transcription by RNA polymerase II; protein sumoylation. NCBI's taxonomy places the organism in Eukaryota, Metazoa, Arthropoda, Insecta, Hemiptera, Aphididae. Gene Ontology annotation, cellular component: chromatin. Bases 830 to 2659 code for a protein of 609 amino acids. Gene Ontology annotation, molecular function: zinc ion binding; SUMO ligase activity; transcription coregulator activity. The transcript is spliced from 3 exons.
AAGAUCUCAUGUGCAUUAUAUAAAUAUAAGUAGGUACCUAUAUAACUGGUUGUAUUUGUAUUUAUAUGAUGUAUUGUGGAGAUAUGGAUGUCACUAUAGCGUUGUUUGCAUAUGAAAACAAUUGAAAUGAGUGUCACUCGAAUUUUAAAACGGUAAAAAAAUUAUCGUUAAAAUGUACGUAAAUUUACCUUACCAGGUUAGGUUAGGUUACCUUACCAGGUAAAUUUACCGAGCUCCCAUCUCCAAUCGUUAUAUUUUACGGCAUCGUAAUAACCGAAUUUUACUGUACAUUAAACGUCUUAUUUUAAACUUGUUCAUUUUUUUUAUAAGGUUAGUAUAUCCUUUUUGUUUCGCGUCUUUAUUAUGUGGGACAUGUGUACUAUGGCGAACAAUUGAAACCAUUUAUUAAACAGUGCUAAAUUUAAGAAACAAUCUAAGGAUAUUUCUUUAUAGCCAGUUAGAUUCUUUAGAUUGGAUGUAAUUUUAUAAUAUUUUCUUCAUUUUUUAUUUUUCAUUACAGACUCGAUUUACAUGAGGUUUUUCGUAAAUUGUAGAUCAUUUUAAAAUUAGAAUAUGGCUUACAUACAUUACAAAAUUAUACUUUGUCAUAAAACUAACUCUUCUGUCAAUCCCGGAAAACUUGUAUGUUUGAUUAUAAAAUAUAAAUACACCCGGUGAUCGUGGCGCCAUCUGUUCGAAUUUUAUCGAAGUAUUAAUACUUUUCUUUUUUAGGAAGUAAUACAAUUUUUCUUUUCUAUGGAAUUCGCUAUAAUUUCUGAUGAUAAAAAUGCAGUUGACUUUUAGUAGGUAUCAGUAGCUUCGUAGAAUAAUGGCAAAAAGAAAAUCAAAUCUUGGUAGAUAUACUAUUGCUAAUAGAGGUCGGAGGAAACGAUUAGCCAGAAAAGCUGCUACUCAAAUGUCACCAGGAUGUGAUCGUGAAAAAAAAAUCGUGACUAUGAUGACCAACCAUGAUGAAGGUUAUAAAAAUAUGCUGGCUAGUUUCCGGAUUAACGACUUGAAAACAUUAUUGGGAGCUUUUGGUCGAAAUAAAGCAGGACGAAAAUCUGAAUUAAAAGAUCGGGCACUUGAAUUAUUAAGAACUAGACCCACUGGCUUUAACCACGCGGCAUAUGUAGCAAAAAUAUAUGAAAUAUAUCAUGCCAUGCUAACAGAUUUGCCUAAUAAUAAUGAUAUUAUGAUGCGCACCUUAUUACAAACCCAACAGAGACAAAUGAUGACCAUGGGGCAGAUACAGGCUCCACAACAAAGAAUGUACCAACAACCACCACAAUAUCCUCAACAGCCAAUGCAUAUGACCCUAUCUGGAUUACAACAGGUUAUGCCUCAAAUUCAAAGAGGGAUUUAUAGUAAUUCAAUUGGAGCAAAUACUAUGGCUAACAAUAACAUUCAAUAUAUAUCGGGCAGUUAUCAGCCUUCUGGACCUCGUUCUAUUACGUCAUCUCAUUUGUCCUCAAGUCAACAAAUGAAUGUGGUGCCAGAUCCAUUGGGAUAUGAUAUGAAAGGAAUGCCAGUUGGAAAUAAUUCUUAUACUCCAUCUCCUGAAGCUGUAGCCCUAAUCAAGUUCAAAAAGUUACCAUUUUACGAGGUAAUUGACGAAGUUCAUAAGCCAAUUUUUCUAGCUGGCACAGACAGAUGUACAUUACAAAACUUUCCUAGAGGUAUGAAAGAAUCGCAAUUCAAAAUUUUUUUGUCAGCCGAGAACGUCAAUAUGGUUGCCAUGAAUCGUGAUGUUUCCCCAGGAAAAAAUGAGUAUAUUUAUCAGUUCCAGAUUCGGAUUAGUCAGUUAGUGGAACCUAUGAGUAAUGAGGUAACAGAUUUUAUGCCUCUUGGACUACACAUUCGGCUUGGUGUGAAAGAGUGUCCAUUACCACCUACUGCUCCUAAUACUCGGCCAGGAGCUAAAUCCAGACGAUCUCCAAGACCUAUAAAUUGCACUCAACUUGUUAAACUUUCUCCAAUCACUCCCAACACGAUCUAUGUAAAUUGGACUCCUGAUGGAAAAAAAUAUGUUAUGGCUAUGUAUCUUGUAAAAAGAUUAACUUCAGAAACGUUGAUACAAAAACUUCAGGAUAAAGGAGGUAGGAGCACAGAAGAGACUAAAAACUAUAUAAUUAAAAAGUUAGCAGAUGUGGAUCCAGAUUUGGCCACUACAUCUUAUCGAUUUUCCUUGGUGUGUCCAUUGGGUAAAAUGAGAAUGAAGUUACCUGCAAAAUCUAUCCAUUGUGAUCAUUUACAAUGUUUUGAUGCUAGUACAUUUAUUUUAAUGAAUGAGAAAAAGUCAACAUGGAUGUGCCCAACAUGUAAUAAACCUUGUUUGUAUGACGAUAUACAAAUAGAAAAUUAUUUUUUGGAAGUUGUUUCAAGUCCAACACUCAAAGAGUGCAGUAAGGAAAUUGAAAUUUUAGCUAAUGGCACAUGGAUAGUUUAUGAAGAAAAUAAAGAGACAAAAACCACAAAUAGUACUCCUGAUGCAAAAUUAAAAUCUAUUGAUUUUGUGGAUUUAGAUAGCGAUGAAGAAAAAUCUAAUGAUAUGAAAGUAGAUCAUAACCCUAAAACUGUCAAACGCCAAGAAAACUCGAACUUUGUCGAUUUGACAUUAAGUGACAAUGAAGAAGAACCACCAAAAAAAAAAAGAUAAACAGGAAAAUGAGGCACAGGCCGCUGAUGCUAUACAACCAGUUGCUGUAGUUGAUUUAAAACCACAAGCUCAAGUACAGCCGCAACAAGCUGUUACCAGUUCUGAGCAAGGAGUAGUAAUUGAAAUAGACAGUCCAUCCCCUCCUUCGAGUCAUAUCCCUACAACUGAAUCCUCCUAAAUUUUAUUAUUGUUGCAAGUAAAACAAUUUUAAGAUACAUUAAACUUAUUUAAACAUUUUUA